This is a messenger RNA of Dinoponera quadriceps, 2205 nucleotides long. RefSeq lists its product as uncharacterized. The transcript has 10 exons. The record is from RefSeq and is a predicted model, not a curated record. Gene Ontology annotation, biological process: positive regulation of ubiquitin protein ligase activity; positive regulation of anaphase-promoting complex-dependent catabolic process; anaphase-promoting complex-dependent catabolic process. Gene Ontology annotation, molecular function: anaphase-promoting complex binding; ubiquitin ligase activator activity; protein binding. Gene Ontology annotation, cellular component: anaphase-promoting complex. Lineage: Eukaryota; Metazoa; Arthropoda; Insecta; Hymenoptera; Formicidae. Bases 583 to 2076 code for a protein of 497 amino acids.
UAUCGCGAACUGUCGUGGCUAUUUCGCUCUCCAGACUCCAUCGCGGAGACUCCCAUCGGGUGAGACUCAUCGGACGCUUGCACUUUUCCAGGCUUUGCCGUGAGAGAACACGUGUGCGCACUAGGGAGCAUUUUUCGAGUGUACGUGAGAUCGGUCCAGCCGCGGGAAUCAGGUUCGGUAGCUUGUCCCAUCCAUCACUAACCCGGACAGCCAGAUGUUCGCAGGGGGUACAAUGGUCGAAUAAGGCGCAUCCCCUCGGCGGGAGAGAGUUUUGCCGCAGGUGGUACAGCCCACGAACGCGGCGGCAAAGCACGCAGCGUUUUCGCAUCACACGCAUCGUCGUACGCUGACCGGUUCGGUCCGCCGAUUCACCGUGGGAAUGAAGCUUUCAAUUAGUCGCGAUGUCGUAACCGGUUAAACGGUAAUUAAUCGAUCAAUGUCCCAAAAUUGGUUAAAAGGUCCGGAAAAAGCCGUUCGUUGAUGAAACUUGAAAUCGGAUUCACUCCAAGAAAAACUCCUUGAAAGCCCACCGAUAUUCGGAUUGGGGCGAAGUUUUCCUACUAGAAACGAUCAACGCGUACAAUGCUUCCGGUAAAUUUGGUUCAGAUCAGUACUCGCCAGUGGUUCAUAGCAUCAACCCCCUGUCAAACGACUGUCAACGAGAGUCCCAAGCAGUAUCGGGACUUGCCAGACGACGGAAAGACCGUCCGGAUCAAACCGCCAGUAACGAGAGAGGCCUAUCCCGGGGACAGAUUCAUACCGCUUCGGCACAGUUACAGUUUCCAAGCGGCGUACCACUUGUUAACGCGGCAAUCCGAUGAUUGGGAGGAUAAAAGUGAGAUAGACUAUUGUAAACAGGUCGAGCUGCUGAAUACUACGUACCGACGCGAAGCUAUGCGUGCAAUGAUGAUCAGUCAAGAAUGCGUGUCAGGUCUGAAUCAGAAGAGGAUCCUGCAGACUUUUAUCGAGCGUCGUCAAGAAUCGAGCUAUUUUGCCGCGCAAGGGCGCCCGGGAUCGGGGGGAAAGUGGAAGUGCGCGCCGCGCAAGAAGCCUCUGAUAGGAAGCCCGGAAAAAAUGCUGAGCUUGUCCGCCGAUCAAAGUGAUGACGCUCGGCCGAUCGACUGGAGCUGCAUGGAUGUAUUCGUGGUGAGCAAUCCAAGCAGCCUGACGAUAUACGAUAGCAACGGCACGGCAUCAGAUACGAUUCAUUUGUGGGAAGGCCCUGCCGCCGUUAAGUGGAGUAACGAUGGUGUUAAGAUAGCAUGUACGUUUCGAACUUCGAUGCAGGUGAAACUCUACGAUUCACGAAAGAAAAAGUUCUUAUGGAGCGUUUCUUGUUACUGUUUUUUUAACAGCUACGUAGCCUCGUGUAACAAUUGUUGUAUCUGCUGGUCUCACGACGAUAGUCUGAUUGUGACCGCAUGCUCGGGCAUGCUAUCGGUAUUCCAAUCGAACACGGGCGAGUUGCUGAUGAGGAAACACGCACACUUGGCUGACAUUAUAACCCUGAAUUUCUCGUCCAAUUUCAAAUAUCUCGUGUCAACCGCGCAAGACAAGAACGUCCGGAUACACACCUGGCCGAAUUUAACAGAUUGGUACAAUAUCGGAUUUACCGAUUCUAUAAAGGCGGUGGCUUGGCAUCCGGAAAUAUCCGGGCUACUUUGCAUAGGCGGAUCAAGAGACUCGUCGUUGUCGUUGUGGAAUAUCAACACGUACACAAUGAUAGACUAUCUGCCUGCCAAGUUUCAAGGUUGCGUGGAAAAUCUCGCCUGGAACAAAUUAAGUGGCGAGUUGGUCGUACAUUGGUCGUACGCGGUAGGGGACAAACGAUACUCCGUCAUUCCGAUUCUCGCCAAUUUCGAACGAAUAGUCGACGCGAUACCACUGGAUAAAAGCGAACGGCUGUCCUUCUUUAAGUUCAAUACUACGCACAAACAGCUGGUAACAUACUGCAACGACGUGUUUUCGAUAUGGAAUUUUUUCGGCGACGAGAAACCACCGGGAGAACGAUAUCAGCAUCUUUACAGCACUGCGGGGCAAAGGCAAGGAGUCAUCGUUCGUAAUUUGAUUCGAUGAUUAUUCGAGCACGCACAGAGAGAUUACCAACAAAAAUGUCAAUUGUGCCACGCGUAUCCCUUUGCUAAAAUUUUAUAUAUUUUAUUUCGCAAUAACACGUUUUACAAUGAGAAAUGCUCUGAUAUUUUA